Molecule: messenger RNA, 1176 nt
Organism: Rangifer tarandus platyrhynchus (Svalbard reindeer)
Lineage: Eukaryota; Metazoa; Chordata; Mammalia; Artiodactyla; Cervidae
Source: the annotation of a GenBank genome assembly
AUGGGCUACCCCGAGGUGGAGCGCAGGGAACCCCUGCCCGCGGCAGCGCCGCGGCAACGCGGGAGCCAGGGCUGCGGCUGUCGCGGGGCCCCUGCCCGGGCGGGCGAAGGGAACAGCUGCCGGCUCUUUCUGGGUUUCUUUGGCCUCUCUCUGGCCCUCCACCUGCUGACGUUGUGCUGCUACCUAGAACUGCGCUCCGAGUUGCGGCGGGAACGGGGAGCUGAGUCCCGCUUCAGCGGCCCCGGUACCCCUGGCACCUCGGGCACCCUGAGCAGCCCCGGUGGCUUCGACCCCGACGGUCCCAUCACCCGCCACUUCGGGCAGCGGUCCCCGCAGCAGCAGCCGCUGGAGCCGGGAGAAACUACGCUCCCCCCAGACUCCCAGGAUGGGCACCAGAUGGCCCUUGUGAAUUUCUUCAUCCCUAAAGAAAAGUCGUACUCUGAAGAGGAAAGUAGGCGUGUUCGCCGCAAUAAAAGAAGCAAAAGCAGUGAAGGAGCAGAUGGUCCUGUUAAAAACAAGAAAAAGGGAAAGAAGGCAGGACCUCCUGGACCCAAUGGCCCCCCAGGACCUCCAGGACCUCCAGGACCCCAAGGACCCCCAGGGAUUCCAGGGAUUCCUGGGAUUCCAGGAACAACUGUUAUGGGACCACCCGGCCCUCCAGGUCCUCCUGGUCCUCAAGGACCCCCUGGCCUCCAAGGACCUUCUGGUGCUGCUGAUAAAGCUGGAACUCGAGAAAACCAGCCAGCCGUGGUGCAUCUACAGGGCCAAGGGUCAGCAAUCCAAGUCAAGAAUGAUCUUUCAGGUGGAGUACUCAAUGACUGGUCUCGCAUCACCAUGAACCCCAAGGUGUUUAAGCUACACCCCCGCAGUGGGGAGUUGGAGGUACUGGUGGACGGCACCUACUUCAUCUAUAGUCAGGUAGAAGUAUACUACAUCAACUUCACUGACUUUGCCAGCUAUGAGGUGGUGGUGGACGAGAAACCCUUCCUGCAGUGCACCCGCAGCAUUGAGACAGGCAAAACCAACUACAACACUUGUUAUACAGCAGGUGUCUGCCUCCUCAAAGCCCGGCAGAAGAUCGCCGUGAAGAUGGUGCACGCUGACAUCUCUAUCAACAUGAGCAAGCACACCACCUUCUUCGGGGCCAUCAGGCUGGGCGAAGCCCCUGCAUCCUAG